CGGAAGUUCGAUAUGGCGGUAGGUUGAGUUAGUACUAAGCUUAUAGAGCCUUCGGGGCUUUUGCCGCUAAACGUUUCAAAGUACGAUGGCCAAGUGGGAUUCUAAAAACUUAGAAAUUCGUAGCAAAUCUGUGGAGCAAACUCUGGUGCCUCUUGUAACUCAGAUAACGACGCUUGUAAACCACAAAGACCAUGGACGGCGAUCUGAGAGAGCUUUGAAAGCAAUUCAUGAGAUUGGAAAAGUUGUAGCACUUGCUGUCGAACGCUUUGUUAGUGUUGGGGAACAGAUCGCAUCAGAAAAUGAAGACGUUGCAGAAGAAAUGCGUAUGGCGUGUGAAGAAGCCAAAAAAUCCGGACAAACAAUUUUUACUCUGACAAGUUUUACGGGCGAUUCUAUUAACGGCGAUGGUGUACCGAACGGCACAGACAAGACUAACAUGGUUCGUGCAGCACGAUCAUUAUUGUCCGCUGUAACAAGAGUUCUAAUAAUUGCAGAUUCUGUUGUUGUGAAGAGACUUCUAGCAGCAGUUAAAAAGGUUGAUGAUAGGUUAAAGCAGCUGGAAACUGUGAACACAUUUACAGAUUUUGUGCAGGCAUUUAGUCAGUUUGGAUCAGAUAUGGUUGAACUUGCCCACUUGUCAGGUGACAGACAAAAUGAUUUAAAAGAUGAUACUUUGAAAGCUGAAAUGGGAGCUGCCCGGUCUAUUUUGGAGAAGUCCACAAUGAUGUUGUUGACAACAUCAAAGACAUGUUUGAGACAUCCAGACUCCAGGUCUGCCAAAGGGAACAGAGAAGGUGUUUUUAAGAAGAUGAGAGAAGCCAUGGCAACAAUCACGUCAGUGGUCCAAGAUGAGCAUAAGGAGGAAGACACAGAAAAGGGAUGUUUGGCGAUGGAUUUAGUACAUUUUGAAGCCUGCUUAGAGGCAUACAAACAAAGCUCACCAGAUGACAGUGAAUCCAAGAUAAAAUUUCAAAAAGCAUUUGCCAAUAUCCUUGAUGACGUGCAGUCUGUUAUGGAUUCUCCACAUAUGAGGAAGGAAAAGAGAGAAAAAAUUUUAGCCCUAUGUGAAAAUGCACAGGACAUCAUGAAAGACAUUUUAGAAAGACAGAAGAACAACAAGAAUGAAGAUGCAACCAGUAUCGACACAUUAGAUAUGGCAUUGCAGAGGAUUUGCAAAACCUCAAAAGAUCUUAGACACGAGGUCCAUCAAGUAGCUACAGAUCAAGUGUUUGAGACUUUUUCACAUUUAGGUCACAAGAAGUCUUUACCUGCCUUGAGGAAUGCAGCUGCAUCUGGCAGUUCAGCUCAGCUGGAGAGUCUAGCCAAUGUGUUCACACAAGAUGCAAAACGAUUACAAGAGGUAUCUAGGGUUACAAGAAAUAUGGCAUCCAAUAAACCCAUGGCCAUUACAGCAAAAAAAGUAGAAGAAAAUAUUGAUACGCUUUGUCCUCAGGUUAUACAUGCUGCAAGAACUUUAGCUGCUCAUCCUGUCAGCAAGAUUGCACAGGAGAAUAUGGAAGUCUUUGUUGAUGUUUGGGAAGCACAAGUUGAAGAACUUGGCAAAGUACUGAGACUCAUUACAGCAGGUGGAGACCCAAGUAAAAAUGUUUUAUCAGAAGACGAAACACAGGGGCUAAGGAAAACAAGUGAAUCUCGUGUUGAGCAACUGCUGCAAAAGUCAUCCAGUAGAAGAAGUAGCAGUGCUUCAGUCGAAGAAAAUGAAGAACCUGAGAAAGCAGUGGUUGAUUCACAGGAACAAGAGAAGCUUGGCAAGCUUAUCACAAAUGUAAACCUGAUGACAUCACAACUUGAGCUGCACUACUUUGAAGAUACCGAUAAUGAAAUUGUCAUCAGAGCCCGAGAGAUGUCAGAGAUGGUCAGUGAAAUGUAUCUCUUUACAAGGGGAGAAGGAGCUCUUCAAACCACAGAGGAACUAUUUGAAGCAUCUCAAAAUUUUGCAGAUGCAGGCAAGGCACUUUACAGAGUUGCAAGAAAAUAUGCCUCAAAGGCAGAGGAGAGCCCAAUCAAAAAAGAGUUGUUAAGAUAUGUGGAUAAAAUUCCAGCCUACUGUCAUCAACUCUUGUUCACAAGCAGAUCACUGGCAAUUGGGCAGGCCGCUUGCUGUAGAAAGAAUUCUCCCCUCAAAUUACCACCAGACCAAAGAUUAUGGCAGAUAGAUGAAAGUAUAUUCUCAGAAGAGUCUUCAUUAGCAACACUAUCAAGAUGUUCUUCACUACAGAGCAUUGAGAACAAUGAGAGUGAGCAAAGAACAACUGCUGAGCAUUCAAAUGGAGUUGUGUACAAGACAGAACUGUAAUGUUUUCAAAGACAGGAGGAUAAUUCUCAAUAUUUUAACUCUUACUGUCCAAUGAGAAGUAACUCAUAAAAGAGCUAUGACAUCAUCUUGUUGCCAUAGCAACAUAUGUUGCCCAGGGACAUCUUUAAAGUGACAGCAGACAGAGCAUUAGAUCGCACAGAGGAUAUUGCCUCUAAAGGAGACAGUUUUUGUUCUUCCCAAUUGUGCCUCAUUGCUCAGGGGGCCUCCCCAGAGCAGAAAUUUAACAUUGUGUUCUCUUUGAGUAAAUAUGUAUAGUGUACGAGAGAUUUACCAAGCCUACCCCUCACAGUUUUGUGAUGUUGAGCAGUACUACCAAAUAAGGUGGUGAGCACAUGCGUGUGAAAAAGAACAAGAAGAUUGUGAGAGCACGAGCUUAUGGAAAGUUUUUCCAUCGAAUUUAGUGAGAGUUUCGUGAAUUAGAUUGAAGUGGAAUAAACUAGGAAAUUGUGUUAUUGUGAGCUCUAUGGGCUGUUUUAUUGUUGGGCUCAAUAGCACAUACUUAGGAUUCAGUGAUGUUCAAUGCAUACCAGCUCUAAAGUAAAAACAAAAAUGACCAUCAAUGCAAUUAUUUUGUGGUUCCAGUUUUUUUUUCCAAGUUGAUAAUGAGCUAUGAAUUUAUUGAUAGUUGUAACAUUUUGCACAUGGUUAUGAAGUGUCAUUGUAACAUUGUUGGUGUUAUUGUGUGCAAUGUAAUACAAUUGUCAAUAGUGUUACUGUUCUUGUGAAGUUGACCCUCAGUUUGAGGGUAUUGGAUAUUAUUUUAUUUCAAAAAAUUCUGUGCAGUAUAUUGCAUAUUUGUGGCAUCAUGAAAUAAAUUCACAAACAUUUCCAAAUA
Molecule: messenger RNA, 3173 nt
Organism: Stylophora pistillata
Lineage: Eukaryota; Metazoa; Cnidaria; Anthozoa; Scleractinia; Pocilloporidae
Product: alpha-catulin
Biological process (GO): cell adhesion; Rho protein signal transduction
Molecular function (GO): cadherin binding; actin filament binding
Source: RefSeq, a predicted model, not a curated record